CGCGGCGGCAGAAAGAGGACGCAGCUGUCACGCGCUGAGCGACCGCCGCGAGGAGGACCUUCGGCAUGAAGAACUGAGCCGGGAACCCAUUUCUUUCGAAAGCUACUUGUGUUCCAGAAAAAAACAGACAACUCGUCGUCAGUUGUCCAAGUUGGGUAAAGUUGUGCUCCGCCGGUUGGACGGGAGCACGCGGACGCUGUGUGUUGGGAGUAAUCGUUCACGAGUUGCUGGGAGACGGUCGCCAAGCGCCGAGACCGAGGACGGACGGACGACCCUCAAUAAGUUUUUUUGUUUUUAAUAGUUGAGGCGUUUGCUUGAGUAUACGGUCAUCUCAUAAAGUACUUCUCCCGAAGCAGAAGAGGACACGGAUUUAACCAGCAUGGUCACCACAAAGGGAGCAGGCCUGAACCCCAAUGCCAAAGUGUGGCAGGAAAUUCCUGCUCAACAGAAUGACAUCCCAGAGGGAACAGUGGAUUCUCCGUGGUUGCAGACCUAUCCCUCUUCUCCUGAGAUGACUGAAGGUUACACAGACCUUUCCCCAUCAGGAGGGAAAGGAUUUGACACGGAGUAUCUGGAUAGCACACUGGAUUGCACGCCUGUAACUACAGGAAUCGUGAAUGGCAUUGAACAGCCUGACUUGGGCUAUUUGGUCUAUGACUCUCAAUGUGAAUCCAGCAUGGAUGAUGUGGCGAAGGAACAAACCGUGUCUGAAGAAACUUUGAGAGAGUCAUUAAAGAAACAACUGGAGUUCUGCUUUUCAAGAGAGAACCUAUCAAAGGACCUCUACCUGAUAUCUCAGAUGGAUAGUGAUCAGUUUGUUCCCAUCUGGACCGUUGCCUGCAUGGAGGACAUCAAAGCUCUCACUACAGAUAUGGAUCUCAUUCUGGAUGUAAUGCGAGCCUCUCCAGUGUUUCAAGUUGAUGAAGCUGGUGAGAAAGUUCGGCCAAACCACAGUCGCUGCAUCAUUAUUCUCAGAGAAGUGCCUGAGACUACGCCGGUUGAGGAGGUAGAAGCUCUUUUCAAGAGUGACAACUGUCCCAAGGUUUUAAGUGCUGAAUUUGCUCACAACAGCAACUGGUACAUUACGUUUCAGUCGGAUAUGGAUGCACUACAGGCUUACCGGUACCUGAGAGAGGAAGUUAAGGUGUUCCAGGGGAAACCAAUCAUGGCCCGCAUUAAGGCAAUCAACACUUUCUUUGGAAAGAAUGGCUUCCGCAGCGUGGACUCGGGCGUGUACAGUCAGCAUAGCCAACCGCAGUCCCAGUAUGGCUCUCCAGUCUACAUGCAGCAGGUGUACAGUCCACAGCAGCAGUACCCCGUUUACCCAGUUGUGUCGCCCACCUGGAACCCUUCUGUCGUCCCUUACUUUGAAACGCCACUGGCACCUUUCCCCAACAGCGGAUUCAUGAAUGGCUUUAACAGUCCUGGAAACUACAAAGCAAACUCCAGCUCAGUCGAUAUCCAUCAUCCUGCCAGCAGGAACCGAAGCCUUAUGAAGGGUUCCCCCCGGUCUGGAACUGCGGUUUCUUCUUCACCUCCAAGUGUCCUGAUGAACGGCACGUCUGGCCCCAUGAGUCCACAGACCAUCCAGGCACGAGCAACGACGGGAUCCACACCACAGCCACUGUGUCUGGCCUCCUUCGGCCUGAAAGACCCCCCUCCACUGAUGGUCCUACCCAGUGGAGAUUUGAGCGCUGCUGGGCGGGGCAGGAGAGGCAGCCAUCGAGGAAUGAGGAGGAGAAGAGAAGAUGAGCGUAUGACGAAACCUGCUGUAAUGGAAGAAAAGGAACCAACGCCAAAGUUUGAUCUGGCAGCAUCCAAUUUCCCUCCUCUGCCCGGCUCCGUUGUCAGCACGCCGGGUGAGACCACCCUGGAGGUGCGUCUCUCUGAUGUUGUGCGAGGCUUAAAAGUGACGACCAAGCCCGUGAGCCAAGAAGUUAACAGAAACAUCUCAGUCAGUCCUGUAAACACACCUGAUUCUGUCUCCCCACCUGCUACUGCGGCUCCACAAACAGCAGCUCCACCAGUAUCAAGUGCGCCAGCAAUAACAAAGGCGGAGGAGAAAACAGAACCUCCCUCUGUGCUGGCAGUCUCCAAGCCAGUAGAAGUUUCAACAGCUCCGGAACUGCCCUCCACUGAAUGCAGCCAGGCCGUCGCUACAGAAGUAACUUCACCCUCGUCCCUGACUCCAACAACAGAAUCGGGGCCAAGAAAGCUCAGCUAUGCAGAGGUGUGCCAGAGGAUGGCAAAAGACCCACUGCCAGCACAAGCCCCUCCCUCCUCCUCCUCCUCCUCCUCUCCCACUCCCUCAGCCAGCCAACCCCUGCAAGAACUCAAGGUCAACCGGGUCGACGACCCUCAACCCAACUCCAGAAAAAGUCUGGAGAAGCCCGGGGACAAACGCCCCCCUCGGCAGCCGCUGCGCCCCUUCAAAGGGGCCGCCGGCCAGGCCAGAGCCGCCGGAGCCGGGAACAAAAUUCGGGAGCAUCAGAGAGGACUGAACACAGGCAAACGCUUUUCCCCACAGCGGGGAGCCCGACGCACUGGCAAGGAACAAAACAUUCCCCCAAGCUCACCAAAUAACUAAAAACACAAACACAUGAAGUGAAAGACAACUGUGAACUGUACAUUGUAAAUAUAUAAGAUAUGUGAAUAAGAGAUGAAUUUAUUUCCUUUGGCUAACUUUGUCAAAGAAUCUUGUUGCAGACCUGAAAUUAUUCAGAAAGACUGUAUAUAGGUGAUAAUUAAAAAGAAAAUGCAUAUAGUCUGGAAGUUAACAGGCUUUAUAGUGAAAAUAUAUUUUCCCUAAAGACAUGUCACAAUGACUUGCUCAUGUAGUGACACCCCCCCCCCCCCCCCCUUCACAACGCGCUUAAUAUCAAUGGUUUAUACACGAGUGUUUGAGAGAAAGAAGGGAAAAGGAAGUCGUGCAUCUCUAUAUCUAAUCAAACUAGUAAACAUGCAAAACGGCGAGUUACAUUUGAUUUCUUUAGAAAGCUUGUUUGCAUGUGACCCUUCCUGGGUUUGUUUUUUUUUUUUUUUGUAGUUUAUGAAAAUCAAGUAUAUGAAUUUAUUUAUAACGUGAAAAAUGUUGACUUCAUUGCAGAGUAAUGAGUGGUUGCUAGUGGUGGUUUAUAAAGAGGAUAUUUUUGACUAUUUCUUUUGUGAUUUUGAGACUCUUCUACAGAUGAUACUGCUGAAGUGUUUUUGUUUUUUGACAUUUGCCAAUACUUAUUUGGUAUUAGUUGUGUUGGGCUGUAGCUGUCUUUAGUUUAAGUCUGGAUCAGCACUGCUAAUAUUUAAACAGGCACUGUAAUUAAACUGUAGCCCAUGUGCUUAUGUGUCUUGUGUGAUACUGAAUGACUGACGAUAGACAAAUAACCAGAUAAGGAUUAUCUUAUGUUUGUCUGGUGUUUAACUUACUAAAACUCGGUUUUUAGUGUGGACUUUGUCCAAGUGAUCCAGUUAACCAUUUCACAGCAGCCUCCGGUGCACAGCUCACCUGCUUAGCCUAGAUUAGCUUCAGGGACUUUAUUACCAGGCAAGGUGACCUAAGAGUCAUAGUCGUCUCGCUUCAGUGUUUAAAUGUUGACGAGCAGUGCGGUUUCACUGGCAAUCUAAUCCUGCACAUGUACUGCUAGUGGAUGCUCUGAAGAACAUGAGUUUUUGUUUUUGUUAUUCCCCCAGCAAAUGGGCCAACACUUGUGAAGACUAGUGUUUUGUUUAACUUGGUGACAUUGGUUGCUAAAAUUUAUUUUGGUGGGAAGAAAAACUUCAGAUGAAUGUAGUAUAUUGAUCUCAACCCACAUUUUAGCUUAGUUUUUUUUUUUAAAUUUUAUUUUGUGUAUAUAUACUGUUCUUUGUGUAUAUACUGAUUUAGUUUGGAAUCGUUUUUGACAUUGUGGAUUGUGUAGAGCAGCGCAACCAUUUUCAUUUUCUGCAUCAAUUAUUUUCUUUGCAUCAGUGUUUGUGAUAUUUCUUCAAAUGCUCAAAUGAUUUCAGACAUUCUUUUUUCUUACAAAAAAAUGUGGAUAUGGAUCUGUACUGUUCUCCCUCUAGAGUGAGAACAACACUUUGUUGGUGUGAAUUGAAAUGCACUAUCCUUAAAAUAUCAAGGCUUUCAAUUUUUGUAAAGUUUUUUUUCUCCCUCAACCAAGUUGUUAAAGAUGUUGCAUAUGAUGAUUAGCUAAAUGUAACGAUGAAUGAGCAGAUGUUCCUUAGUUGGUUAUUCUUUGUGUUUCCAGUCCUGUGCUUGUGCCCAUUUACUGCACUGUACAGUAUUUUCCGUUCUGUCAUCACUAGUUCAGUUUUUAGUGUAAACUGUAUGAAGGAGUAUGAUUCUGCUCGGACUGCAUGGAAUUACUGUCUCAGCCCAGGAAUCCAGUGCCUUAACAGUGUUCAGUUUCAGAAUUGAAAAGAAAAAAAAAUGUCCAGGAGUACAUAAA
This is a messenger RNA of Salarias fasciatus (jewelled blenny), 4445 nucleotides long. It is a transcript of the gene larp4ab, whose product is annotated as La ribonucleoprotein 4Ab. Gene Ontology annotation, molecular function: mRNA 3'-UTR binding. Gene Ontology annotation, cellular component: cytosol; cytoplasmic stress granule. Bases 380 to 2587 code for a protein of 735 amino acids. Lineage: Eukaryota; Metazoa; Chordata; Actinopteri; Blenniiformes; Blenniidae. The transcript is spliced from 15 exons. The record is from RefSeq and is a predicted model, not a curated record. Gene Ontology annotation, biological process: positive regulation of translation.